Athene cunicularia (burrowing owl) is the source of this 3147-nucleotide messenger RNA. RefSeq names its product YdjC chitooligosaccharide deacetylase homolog (gene YDJC). The transcript has 6 exons. The record is from RefSeq and is a predicted model, not a curated record. Gene Ontology annotation, biological process: carbohydrate metabolic process. Gene Ontology annotation, molecular function: deacetylase activity. The coding region runs from base 252 to 1172 and encodes 306 amino acids. NCBI's taxonomy places the organism in Eukaryota, Metazoa, Chordata, Aves, Strigiformes, Strigidae.
GGGAUCGGUGACAGCGGGGCGCCACGGCCGCGGGGCUGCCUCAGGUGCCACCGCACCGGGGGCGCGCAGCGAGGAAAGGAAUUUGAACCCCUGACGCGCCCUCAGUCGAUUAAAUCAGCCCCCGGAGACCCUGACCUUCUGCACACCCCUCACCUGUAGCGGCACAAAGUGCAGGCGGGCCGGCCUUUGCCCCGCGGAGAAGGGCAGGCUCCGGCGCUCUCCGCAGGAGCGGGCAGGGAUGACCUCUAAGGAUGCUUCAGGUGAAGCUAAUAGUAACUGGAGAUGACUUUGGCUAUUGUCCUCGGAGAAACCAAGGCAUCGUGGAGUGUUUCCUGGCCGGUGCGAUAUCUAACGUGUCCCUUCUAGUCAACGGAAGUGCUGCAGCAGAUGCAGCCAAGCUGGCAAGGAGACACAGCAUUCCAAUAGGACUGCAUGCCAACCUCUCCGAGGGCUCUCCUGUAUGUGAGGUGCUUAAGACAAACUCUUCUCUGCUCAAUGAAGAUGGAUUCUUCCACGGGAAAAUGGGAUUCAGAACAGCUCUAUCAAAAGGUCUCCUGAAUAUGUCAGAGGUGAAGCAGGAGCUAAAAGCCCAGGUGGAGCUGUUCCGUGAGCUGACGGGUCACCUACCUCCUCACAUGGACGGGCACCAGCACAUCCACGUCCUCCCAGAGGUCAGGCACGUAUUUGCAGAGGUGUUAGAGGAAUAUGGCAUUAAGUACACACGUGUCCCAAUAGAGCCAGGCCUUCAUAACUGUGACUGGAUUCCACAGUCCCUGAUGGAUUUUUAUCUGGGAGUAGAAGAAGAUUCUUUUAACACAGUCGAUGUGUUUACAAGGCAUGGAAUAAGGUGGCCAGACAUUUACAUAGGUCUGAGCACCAUGGGCAAGAACAUGUCCGUCAGUACCAUCUGGAGCGCCAUCGAUGCCGCCAUGGCGCAGCUCCCCUCCGAGGCACCCACAGCCCUGGCGCCGCGGCGCGGGACCGUAACGAUUGAACUGAUGGUGCACCCGGGGUACCCCAGCGUCCCACCCGUUGGCGGCUGUGGGGAAGGCCCGGAUGAUUUCUCUCAGUCCUGGGAGCGCCUCCAUGAACUCCAGACGUUAAUUAAGCCAGAGCUGCAGAGCCAAUACAAAACCAGGAACAUUCAGCUUUGUUCGUUCAAAGAUCUUUAAGUAAACAAGCGUAUGUACGUGCAGUUACCCUACUCUGAAGACAGGCAGUUGCUACCAUCCUGAGAAAGCAGACCGCUGUUAUCAGUGUGAUACCCCGGUACAGCUGAGAGGGGCCGGAACAGCCUGGGGAUGGCAUCAGGAUGUUCACAGACGAGCAACAGGCUGUGAGCAGCUACAGGCCCCAGAGCCUCGCGUGGCAGUUCUUAGGCCACAGUAUCUGCUCUGAACACGACAAACCUCUUCUGCGUCACCCCUCGCACACCAUUCCAGUGCAGCACGGCAGCCGAGGGCCGGCCUCCUCCCAGGGCUCAGCUCCUGUCAACGCAACACCGAGCAGCACGAAGACACUGCGAGGCUGAGGAGCACAGGGGCACCCUGAGGGUUCUGAUCAUUUCUCUUUUUGGACUUAACUGCAAAAAACCACGCUGGCGAGCAAGUGCUGCUUUGGAGCAACCGCUCGGUGUAGGCUGCCCAUGGGACACCUGGCAACCUUCUGCAUGCGGUUUCCUGAAAGCACGUGGUGGCGGUCCCUUGCCCUGCCCAUGGGUGGCAGGGGCGCAGGGGCCUGUUCCCUGCGGAGCGUCUCUGCUCAGAGCAGUCAGGGCGCGGGUUGAGUGUGGUGGUCUCUGCUGCCAUAUCCCACCCAUCGCUCAGCCAGCGGCAGUCAUGGCUCUUCCUACUGACACUGCCUCUUGGCAUUGAGCCACAACAGCAAAAGGAACAUCAGCCCCAGCCCUUUCAGAGAGGCUUUUCUUUUUUAUUUUUUUGGAUGACUUUGCAAGAACAGCAACUGUUGACCCAUCUGCUAUUUCAGGAACUGCUGUGUAUGAGAGCUCACCAGCAACUGUUCCUGCACUGCCCAGUGCUUCUCACAAAAGAUGCGUGGGAUGGCCAUGUACCAACUCCGUGCAAGUUCCAAGUGCAGAAGGUCCUUGUAUUUGUCCAUUUUUAUUCCUGCCGUCAAAGCAUUCAAACUUCCACAAGCCCUGGUAAAACUAUGAUACGUUUAACUGUGUUCUUAACUGUAGCCCUGUCACAUAUAACUUUCACAUGGGAAAAAAAUAUUUUCGAUUAAUUGUGCUAAUUUUCAGCGCAAAAGCGCUCUGUUUAAUGUAAUCAGUUUUGGUUAAUAAUUUUUUAAAAUAUUAAACAUUUCAAUAUGAUCAUCAUUCUUUUAAGUGAAAAAUAAACUCAGGCCUUUUUCUACUGUAAUGCUUCAGGAGAGUUUUGGUUUUAGUGAGAGCUGGAGAGCAAAGGAACCCACUCACCUGCCUGCUCCUCCGGGGCUACCCGCGGGUGCUGGAAGGGCACCUCUUCCUAUGGUCAAUGGGAACCGUCUGACCUUCCCUCUAAAACUGCUGAGGAAUUGUUUUUUCUGUACAAAUAUGAAAACCAACAUCAAGGGUGCUUUAGAAAACAUUUUUCCAGGUUCCUUCCUAAAUUAUUGUCACAGAAUUAAUUUGAUGUUUCUCAAAGUCUGCACCCAGCAUACUGGGGAAGCGCCGCGCCCCCCGGCCGAGUGAAACAGGAGCAGGCAGGGGUCACCGGCUGCAACAACUCUGUUUCUGAAGCUCGUCCCAGCGGCAUUUGGCGGCAAAGUUCCUGCUGUGUGAUAACAGAGAGUAAAAAACCCCGAGACACUUAGACCUGCCGGAAACGGCUGCAGUUCCAGAGCACAGAGAGACCCGUAAGUGCCAUCUAGUGACCGAUGAUACUUUAUUCUCAUGCAGGGAUAAGCCUGACAGCAACACCGGUUGCUUAAUACCAGACCUCAGCAUUUUACGUAACGUGACCGUAUUUUGAUGGAUACUUUUUACCCUUAUUUUCAACGUUUAAAUUGCUCCAUAUGCUAACUGAUAAAUUUGCUCUGAUCACACCCAUCGGGGCAUUACACACCUGCUGGCAGUUGUUUGCAUUUUCUGCCAGCUGAACACUGGAACCACGACAGCAGUUUUACCUGAGUUCUGUAUUGAAG